AUGGGAGAAUUUGAGAAAAAGGUGAGUUGUGAUGACUAUAAUUUAUAUUUUUGUGAUGCUUUUCGUGCGAAUUUGCUAUUUAUGGCUUUAUAAAACAGCUAAAGAGUUUCACUCGUCCUGAUUUUUCUGUCUAUUGCAAUUUUUUAUAUCAUACUCUAUCUAUUUCUCAUAAAAUUUUGUUUUACUGACAUAUGAUCUAACUAAAAGUUCAUUUGUUUUCCGUAAAUAAACCACCAAAAGAUCUUCUGUAACGUCUAAAGUAUAGUUUACAACCUCUAAACAGUAAUACUCGUAACAUUUUGUAUUUUGUUGUUUAGUCUAUUGGAAGUGAAAAUAAAAUAUUAAACUCCAUUACAUCGCCGACCAAAUUGGGAGCUGCUCGCGGCGAAAAAAAAGAGAAAACGUUCCGCUCGGAUCGAGCUUUUCUUUUAAUUACUCCGAGCUCAACUCGGAGGGAUUGCGUGAGAUGAGAGAAGGAGCUCAUCUCAAGGAGGCUAACGUUCCUUCGAGGUCACGGUGUGCAGCGCUUUUCAACCAUUUUGUAUGGAUCCAAAUCGUUACGUGAUCCGCGCACAGUGCAAUCAAAUUUUUGGAAUUGUUUUGAGUCCUGACCCGAUUACUUUUUCGAUCGAAUGCUUAGUAAAUUUAGAUGUUUUUGAAUAGUUUGCCAAUUCUAAAUCUUAAAACAGGAAACGUUGUAGCGGUUACAACACUUUUUUGAUAACGAAAAUUUUGGACUGCACAGUGCCAAACAAAUUUCUGAAAAAUCGGAAAGUGCUAACUCGCACUGUGCAUUUUGUCUUUUUGCACUGGGAAAUUGGAAAAUCGUCACGAGGAAAGCUUUUCGACUUUGUCGCCGUGAAUUUUGCAUGUGUGACGACAAUUGUACAGUGCAAAAAAAGGCAAAAUGUUUGCCGCGAAAAAAUUUAUACGCACUUGGAAAGACUAGUAGUGGUUCACCUAUCUUUACCCGUAUGUGAAUGGUAUCUUCUCUUUUUCUCAUCGAUUACGUUAUCCUUGCACUCAAAUCAAACAAAAUUUGUUUUUUGGUGUAAAUACCUAAAUAAACAACCUCUGCAAUCAAGUUAUUUGUUCGCGGAAUCAGGGUUACAUACCUCCAUUGUUUUAUCAUCUCAUGGACGAACUUCAAUUUUACAAAUUGUUUUUACGUGACUUCCCCAUGUUUCCGCUCAUCGUAUGUUCAGUUUUUUCUUUUGGCAGUAAUUCUUCCAAAAGUCUCUUAAUUGAAGAAAAGGGUUGUUUUAUUUGUUUUUAUUUAUUAAUUUUAUGUCUCGGGGCCCUACCUAUGUAGUUUUAAGAGGAUCUCCUGAGGGUAAAGGACGGGGUUAAUGUUCAAAUUUAUGUUUACUCAAUGUUUGUUUAUCGCUUCGACUCUUGAGUAAUAGAUAGUUUUGAGUAAUCAUAAAGUUCAUAAUAAUCAUCUCUGAUCAAAAUUUUUGAGGAAUUAAAGCCCAAAUUCCGAUAAAUUUUUUCUUUUUUAGGACCCAUUAUGAUGAUUUUUACAACUUCGGGAUACUGCGUAAUCCAAAUUUUAUGUCUUUCUAUCCACUUUUCUGUUUUCUUACGUCGAAUCACGUGGUUCGAGUUGAUGAACUUAGGAUUUAAUUUUAUUGCAAAUUGUAUGUAAGGAAAAUAUAUCGAGAAAAAUGUAAUUUUAUUAUUAUACGAACAUAAAUACCAUCGGAUUUUCCUGAAAUUUUAUAGACCUACUCCCAAAACUAACGUUAAAAGAAGGAUUUUGUAAAAAAAAUUUGGGAUAAAGCUCACUAAAAUCUAGAGUAUUUUCUUACAAGUAAAGUCGUUGAGAUGUUUGAGAGACAACGCGAAAUAAGGAGAGUCGGUCAGACAAACGAUUAUUAUUUAUAAAUUUUUUGUUUUCGCAACUUGUUGAAUUUUUGUAGAAACAUUUUACAGAGUAGUAAUUCAUUUUGAUAUUUAUAAACCUAACAGUAAGACUAAAAUCGCACAAAAAAGAUAUCCAGGUAGUUUUUAUCCACUGCACCUGAUGCUUUUUAAAACUGUUUUAACAUUGUCAUAGUCCAACAAUAUGUGCCCUUAUUUGGAAUCCAUCCCCUUUCGGUCCGAAACCAAUCCCGUUCGGAAGACCGAUUGCUCUUAUGCAAUCCAAACAAAAAGGAUUCAACUUUUAUGUCAUUCGCGCUCAUUGUAAUCCCCACUUUUCUUGACUUAAUAACAACCAAAACAGUCCGAAUUCCCUCUGGCUGUUGAAGCGCGAAAGUAGAACAAAGUGAGUCGAUGGAUUCUCGAGGCGCUCCGUCGGCGGACGAACGCUUGUUUUGGGGGAUCUUGAGUUCGUUGAGGGAGGGAUUGGGGAAUUUCAAAAAUCAUUCCUUACGCGAUUAUGAUGGAUCGGGUGGUUUGGGGCGGUGGUCUCGGACAUUGCGUGAGAUUCCGUGAGGAUUCUGAAGUGGGAAGUGGAAACAUGGUCAUAGAACGGUGGUUUUGAGGGCCGGGACAUUAAUAAAGCCACCGUUUAUAUAUAUAUAUAUUUUUUUUAUAACGUUAGAAUUAAAAAACCCCGAGUCACUUUAUGCGGAAAAUUGAUUUUUAUCAAAAUUGUUAAAAAAAUAUAUUAUAGAAUUUUCUAAAAAUUACGGUGUUUUUUCGGGCAAUGCAAAGGCCACCUAGAUUUUCACUCUCAAAAAUUUGAUACAUAGUUUUUACAAUAAAAAAACUCCAAAAAGCCAAAGACAAUGUUGAAAAAAAUGUCGUUUCCUCUGACCCUCUCCUGACUUUCCAUAGACUCUCGUUUGCAAAGACCGUUGAAUAUCUUGGCCGUCACUCCAAAUAAUAAGCAAAUUUUGACUGAAUUUCCCCUCGAAAAGGUUGUUUUCUUGUUUUAAAUUUGAGUUUUCUUCUUCACCCUUUAUUUUGAUGACCAUUUAGCGUAACCCCAUCUUCUAGACCCUUCUCAACCUUUCAAGAAUCGCCAGUCCAGUCCACUUUCGGUCUUUUCGCUUUCCCAAUCAGCUGAUUACAAAUCGCGCAACAAUUUUUAUUUAUUGCUUGAGGGUAAACAGUCUCCGUCAGAGUAAAUAACCAGGAUCUGAUCUCUUCAUUGUUGUGGGAAAUUAUUUUGGGCCUCGUAAAGCCGGGGGAUUCUGGAGUCGAAGGAUUCAUAUCGGGAAAAGAUUGACCAAAUUGUUGGGUAAAAUACGUUCCAUUUUUCAUUGAUUAGGGGGUUUUCAGCAAAAAAAUUUCCAUUAGAUCAUUUUUUGUAGUAUAAUAGAUAAUUGAGCAUUGCGCGAACAGACGGUUUUAAUAGUUGGAAUACGUUUGAAAUGGUCUUGGAUUUAAAGUCCAACGGAUUUAGCAAUGGGUACGGUAGCUGUGUUAGUUCUAGUUAGAGCGGGGUUGUAACAAAAUAUAUAUAGAUUAUAUAUACGGUAUUUUCAAUGAGAUUAUAUUUCAAAUGAGAGUUUUGAGUGCAGGCGGACGAUCUUCCAGCUGUAUGAGUCAUGUUGCAGCUAAUCGAAAAGGUCAGUGUAGUGUACUGUAUUUUUACAGCUCUUCUCAUCUAAAUUAUUCUAAAGUCGUCAUACUUUUUUGGUAUUUACAGUCUUUCAGGUAGGCAUUCAGAUCCCCUAAUAAUUUUACCUCGGGGUUCUAAAUGAGCUAAAAAUAAAAAGUUCUAGCUCCCAUCUUUGCACAGUAACCGACAAAUUGGGAGAGUUGGCCAGACGAAAAAUGCUUUGCCUUACUUCUUUGUUUCUGCACAGAAAAAAAUUUUUUGCAGGAAAUGAUAAAUUUAUGGUCAACUUGUAACCGAGGACGUAUUUUUUUUUAGUAAAAAAUCGCAAAAAAUGUAAUUUUUUAAACAAUUUCUGAUAAAAAUCACGGAUUCUAAGAGUCGAAUCUGGCAUAAGUCCUAAAAAUUUUUCUCACAUUGUGUCAUUAAAUUGUAAGCGUCGUAUUUCAAGGCGCUUCCCCUGUAAUCAUAGCCAUUGUUUUGUAACAAAUUUCUAUCCCUCAAAGUUUACCACAUAUUCACAAUGUCACUGCUUUCCUGAGAUUCCGUUACCUCAGCUUUCCUUCCGCAUUACUCCGUAACAAACACUUUGGCAGUAUUUGAGAUCUGAUGCAAUAGAUCUGGCGUCUGCUUCGUUUACAAACCCGCCAAAUUGUUUACCGAAUUGCAUGGAAUUCAAAUUGUUUGUCAAUUUGAAAGUAAUACAGUCGAAGAACCGGUCGGAUCUGAAUUCGACCCCGAGGCUUCGUUUACUCUCCCCGAAAAAACUUGAUUUCUUGGUUAGGGCCUCUGGAUAAAUAGAGUAGUGCAGGUUGCACUGUUGAUUUGUCGAAAGUUUAUAUUUGUUUUUGUAAUUUCGGCGCAGUUUCCGUAAAAUAUUUGGUUCGCGAGUUUGUGAAAUCGACAAUUUUGUAAGUAUUUUUCUAUGGUUGGAAUAUCUUUAACAUUAAAAAUUUUUUGAAAAUUUUUAAAUUAAAAAUUUUUUUUUACUUUUCGAUUUUUUGACACAAAAUUAGUAUCACAAAAAAAAUAAUAAAUUUGUUUUUUCAACCAUAGUUAUGGCCAUAAUUUCCCAUUUUUUGUCAUCAAAAGUAAUAUUUAUUUUAUGAAAAAAUCUUAAUUUCUGGCAAUCUUCAAGUAAUCAUAAAACUUUUAUUGUUUCAAAUUGUAAAUUCAGAGUCAAAAAAAGUUUAAAACAAUGUUUAUUUGUCGUUUCCCAAGUACCUUUUAUUUUUUUAAGCUAAAAUUAUAUUACUCUUGGUGUUUAAAGGAACUUGUUUUUUCAACAGACCCUUCUGACCAAUUUAUGGCCUUAAUAAAAACAGUGGCUCCGAUUCUACAAGUUACAGAAGCUUUCUAAAUGGUCCAUUUUAGACGUUCCAUCUGUUUUUGUAACCCAGAAUUAAAACUAUUUUUGGUCGAUCUGAUGUUUCUUUUGUCUUUCCAAUGUUUCUUUUGGCCAAAACAAAUCAGCUGGCCAUUCGAAAAACCCCUUUUCCGUUUUCUGGGAGUUUUGCAAACUGGGCUUUAUUUUCGGGUCACAUGAGAUUCAGGAGAAAGAAAAUAUAAAAGUGGACAGCGGCCAUUCGGAAAAAACGUCUCGGCCAUUCUUUUUUGGCCGUCAGGCGCUUCUUUUUACACUACUUUUUAUUCCUAAAAAUAGCGACUAAAAGAAAACGAAUGUUGUUUUGGCCGAGGAACUUUGCGGGAGAUUACCGUAAAAAAUUUUAAUUUUAAUUUUAAAAUUUUAAUUUUGUUAGUUGCUAAUGAACUUGAUUCUGAUUCAAGUUAGAGAUUUUAAUCAAGUUUGUAUUACUUUAAGCGUUAUCUUGUGAUUUUUAAAUUGUAGCCAUCACAAGCGAUAAGAUUCUCAGACUCCGAACCGUCUGCAAAAUGUUUGGAAAGCUUUUCUGAUUACUGAAAAAUACUUCCCGAUACAUCUAUUCCAACAACGAUCGUAUUAUUUAUUUGCAUAAAUAUCUUUUUUGCUAAACAUCCCUAUUACAAUACAUAUGUUUUUUUCCUCCCGAAACUGCUUGAAAUCCGAAAAAAACAAGCGAGUACUCUGAAAGGCUGUCCAUUCUACUGUUUAUUCAGUGUUCUGAGUAUUGGCCAUCCCUUAAUCGGGCUUAGAAACCAUUUAUGUCAACUUUGUCUACGCAAGUCUGCUAUUUAAAGUACAUAUUAUCAUGCUUGUUUUCCCGUUUAUUCCCACAUAACUCUAAACUUAAUCCGAUUGUCGUUGGAUACCCAGAAUUUUGUUGACAUCACCCUUCAACUUUAUAUUGUUUUACCUGCUUCUUCUUACUCCCAACAAAUUUUUUUUGACAGAUGCCCUGAGGAUGUUCCGUGUGCGCCUAAUCCGGCGUUGAUCCGUCUUUUAACCCGAAUUGCCCUAUUUUGAAUACCGUUUAGGGGGCGAGUGUUAUUAACGUUGUAGUUUUGUAAACCUUCAAAAGCGCCGGGCUCAUCCGAUUUCAGCAAAGGGCCAAUUUCAAACGCUCUUUUUUUUUGAUUUUUGAAAACCCACAUGGGAUAAAUGGGAUCAUGUUUGAAGGGAUUAACAACUUAUUUUGGAACGCUGCACUCCUAAAUUUGCUGGGGGAUUUUGAAAUUUAAUUAUGAGAGAAUUUCUAUUUUAGUUUGUAGAUACUAAUGUGUUGUGCUUUUCAAAAAUUUGCUGUAGAUGAUCUGUAGAAUUGCAAAAAAGUUUGCGAGGUCAUGACAAUGUCAUAUGAUCACUAACCUUAGAGGUGCCCUUCACUCCGAAUUUAGUCACCCACAGCUAACCCUUGACCCAUUCUUCUUCAAAUUUCAAUACAAACUGUACAAAUAUUUUUUCAGAAUUAGAGCAAGGUCGAUGACCUUCCCCGGGGCUUUGUAUGGAUCAUAUCCGAGCAGAUGUUAAACCCUCAAAGCCGAUAUGUUUUUGUAUUUUCUUUAGAGACUCUUUUUUGCACUUUAUUCCAGCGCUUUCGAGAGGCGAUCGGAGAAAAGAUUGGGGAAAAAAGAAAAUACGAAGAGGGCGUGGUUCCAUGGUGUAGCGGUUAGCACUCAGGACUUUGAAUCCUGCGACCCGAGUUCGAAUCUCGGUGGGACCUAAGGAAAACUUUUUGAAUUUUUAGAAACUUUUUACUUUUUGCAACAAUAUUACAUAAUUAAAAAAAGCUAAAAGUUAUAUUUACAGUAAUAAAUUCGCUAUUUUUAUUAUUCAAAAUUUGUUUUCGCAAAUAUUUUUCCAAGUUUGCAUAUUUUUUUAAAGGCGAAAAGCUUACUGUUUUAAAUAGGUUACUGUAAUAUAUUACAGCUAAUGAGUACAGAUUAGAAUAUAUUGCAGUUGACCUCUAAACGCCCCUUUCUUGCGUUGAUCGCUUGGCUUUGACUAAAAAACGUAAAAUGGGGAUCAGAAUCCUCCUCCCAUCCACUUUUUCACUUUUGUACCCUGAGGACAAAGGAGUUUCCGAUGGUUUUUUGUUGUCCACUUUCCGUUUGCGGUCAUUUCCCUUUCAUUUCUCAUGAAAGGAGGAUGCAAAUUUCGGGAUUAAUUUUUACAGUUUUUGCUUUAACUAUACUGUUUUGGGACUAAGCUAUCUCUCUGUUUCCAUAUGAUGGUUAUGAUUCGUACAUUGCAAGAUUGUUUCUUAUUUUUAGAAAAUAAUGAGUAGAUGGAGUUGUAUGAAGGCCAGAUUAAAAGCUUAUUGCUCUAAUUUCCCUACAUUAUUUUCAUUUUUUGCCCUUUUAUCACCAAAAAGUCGUUUGAUUUGCCAUUUUUUGAUAAAAGGUUGAAUUGAAAAAAAUGUGGUCAUUGCUGGAAAUUAAGCCUAAUCUCAGUUCUCAGACCGUAUUUUUUUAUAUUAGGACUUUUCAAUACUUUGUAAUGUCCAUUUAUUACCUCAUAAAUUUUGAUCUCAAGUAUCAUAUAAUUUGGACAUAAAAGAUUUAAAAUUGGGGUUCCAUUCUUUGCAAUAGCUAAAAUUAGGCCACAUUGAUUAUUUUUGUAAGACAAAAAUAUUUUUAAGAGUCACCGGAACAUGUUCCGGAUAUUAUUUUAGGUUGAAACGGAUCCAAACUUUAUAAAAUUUACAAAAAACACGGGGAAAUUAAUGAAUAUUAUAUUUCGUACCAUACACAGAGUAAUAAUCAGCAAAUUUGACACCUCAAAUUUAUCAAGUUUCAGCACCGUUAUCAGCUAAAUUUUUGUUUAUCCGGAGGUUUUUUAUUGUUAUUAUCCGGUUCAAAAUGAUAAAUAAGUACAGUAAUCUUGAUUAUAAAAGGCCAGAUGACCUCUGGAUUUAUUUACAGCUUAUAAAAUUUAUAUUACUGUAGCUUAUACUAUUGAUUACUUCGUAUAAAUGAUUGUAAGUGUUUACAAUUACUGUUUGUCAACCUAUAACUUAUUUUCAUGACGUCUGAAACCAUUUUGAUUUCUUAUUUGGUCAGUUCUCUGGUCACAGACAUUCAUUCCUCCGGUCAUUACGGGUUUAAAAUGAUUGAGAUGUGUUGACGACCUUUUGGGUUUAUUUUUGGUUACUACGUCUAAUUCGGUGAUUGUAAAUUGUAGUUCCAGCUGUUUCGUAACAUUCCAAGGUCAAUUUUUUGCCCUUCUUUGGGAAAAGAACCCGGAAUUUUUAGUGAACUUUACACUUAUUUUAAAGUUCUUUUGUAAAAAAAAUUGUUUUGAUUUUGCGUUUUUGUGGAAAAAGUUUCUUGGGGGUAAAAUAAUGUUUAUUUAGUAGGAGUUUUUAAUAAAUAGUAUUCCUAUGUUUUGAAUCCCAAGAAAAUUGACUUUGGUCCCCCCUUGGUCCACUUUUUUCUUCGUCACAAGUGUUUGUCCUCCCUUUCUUAUCACCCAAAUUCCAUCGAUGAUUUCGCCAAGGAACACGGCUCAGCUGACCCGACGAAUGCUUCUCCAUCAACGAUUAUAUUGUAAACAACUACUCGAUUAUAGUUAGGCGGACAAUUUAUAGUGAAACAAUAUGUGGGAGAUAGGAGUUGGUGGGUUGUCAAGAAUUGAUAAUUUUUUGUUUAUUCUUGAUAAAAUGUAAUUAGGAAACGCUGAUUGAUUUUUAAUUGAAGACGCUUUGACGUCAUUGAGAUUAUUACAGUAUGCCUGAGGGCCUUAUCAAUUUUUGGCGAUUAUUUUUGUAAAAAUUAGCCUUUUCGACUUUUUUUUCAUCGAACCACGCCUAAUGCAAUUUUUUCAUCGAACCACGCCUAAAAAAAUUAAAGCCCUACAAAUGCCCAUAGGGCAAUUUUUGGAAAAUCAUUCAACUCAAGGUGGUUGGCUGAAAAAGUCUUCCACUUAAACCUACUAUAUGUAUUUUUUGAACAAAUUAUCUUAUUCAUGACAUCCUAUGAAUCUCUUCCAAAAAAUGAGUCAUAGUGAUGUCACCUGCACUCAGCUCUCGAUAAUAUUUGGUCAGAUGGUGCACUGACACAUUUUUUCGUAUUUAAGUGGCUUAGUGUGUCCAUUAAGCGCUGAAAUUCUGAUUUAAAUCCAUUCUAUGUACCUUCACGUUGCCUAUCUAUUCUCAUUCUUUCAAAUUUUGCUCUUCCCAUACUGUAACCACCUCCUAUGGCCCGUUUCCGAACUUUCGAACAAUCCGGCUUUCUUUGUCAUUCAUCCAAUUAGUCGAGUUCAUCGUCUUAAAGCCGUCAUCUGUGGGCGACCAAAUUUUGGCAUUUUGUGAAUACAAUACGAUUUCUUUGAUUUUCUACGUGAUUUCCGUUUAGAAAUACCAAUAAUAGCGAAUGAGAUGGCCGGUAGUAUAUAAGGAAGUGAUUGUUUAAGGGUUGGGAUUGUUUUUCGGGGGUUUGUGACAUUACCUUAUGUUAAAACACGAUUUUUCUAAAAGUCGAGCGCAGGUCAACAACCCUGGCUACACGAAAAAUAAAACUGCUCCAAUUUUCUUUAAACUUGGAAAACUGUAGCUACGUGCCAUUCUAAGAAACUUUCCCGUUAACUUUUUUUCGAAAUCUUACUGUACUUUGGGUUACGGUAACAUGACUCAUUUUGUCAUAACUCGGGAACCAGAUGUCGUAGCGAGACGGGAUCUUUACCAGUGUGUUCAGCGUGCCGAAAGAUGGCUUUUUGUUAGCUACACCAAGUUUCUAGGACCCCGGGAAGUGGCAAAAAAAUUUGAAUAUUUAUGCAAAAAUUCAAAAAUAUGCAAAUUUCUCGAAAAUUUAACCAAAAUUAUGCUCAUUUUUAUUUCAUAUUUUGAAAGUAGAGGUCAUAGCGGUUUCAGCGGUGUAAAAAACUUGAACGUGCGAACCGAGCUGUCUGAGAACGGGCUGUUUGAAGUUGGGGCACCCAGCACGUCAAACUGAGGAGUCCGGUGACCGGAAUAGACACUUCGCUAUGGGUUUUUUACACUUCGUCUUGAUUUCCAGAGAAAGAGAGAAAAAAAUACACGCAAAAGCGUACUCUCUCGCCCCAAAAAUUCCCCAUUUCUUCCUCGACAAAAUGUUUUUUCGCGUCUUUUUUUGGCAAAUUGCCAAUCCAUUCACCCGAAUGUUUUAGCUUAUCUCAGUUUGACGUGCCCAGUCACGAAUGAGCAAAAAAUCGGAGUAAACCGCAUAAAAUCGUUGUUAAACGGCAAGAAUGGAAAGUAAAUUUUGUUAUUACAUCGUAUCGGUCACAAUAGAGGAUUUCCCACAUAAUUUUCGUAAAUUUGCAUAUUUUGGAAUUACUUGCAUUUAUUGUCAAAAUGUUGUAAAAAUAUACCUUAAUGAAGGAUUUGGGAAAAAAUAUUGUUCGCUUUUGCUUAAUACCUUCCAACAGUCAUUUUAAUGUAAAAAACUCAAAAUCGAUUUUUGCCAUGUCCACGCCUAUCUGGCGGCUGAUGCACCCGUAAAUGCAAGAAAUUCCAAAAUAUGCAAAUUUAUGAAAAUUAUGUGGAAAAUCUUCUAUUGUGACCGAUACAAUGUAAUAACAAAAUUUACUUUCCAUUCUUGCCGUUUAACAAUGAUUUUAUACAGUUUACCCCGAUUUUUUGCUCAUUCAUGACUGGGUGCCCCAACUUCAAACAGCCCGUUCUCAGACAGCUCGGUUCGCACGUUCAAGUUUUUUACACCAUUGAAACCGCUAUGUCCUCUACUUUCAAAAUAUGAAAUAAAAAUGAGCAUAAUUUUGGUUAAAUUUUCGAGAAAUUUGCAUAUUUUUGAAUUUUUGCAUAAAUAUUCAAAUUUUUUUGCCACUUCCCGGGGUCCUAGAAACUUGGUGUAGCUAACAAAAAGCCAUCUUUCGGCACGCUGAACACACUGGUAAAGACCCCGUCUCGCUACGACAUCUGGUUCCCGAGUUAUGACAAAAUGAGUCAUGUUACCGUAACCCAAAGUACAGUAAGAUUUCGAAAAAAAGUUAACGGGAAAGUUUCUUAGAAUGGUACGUAGCUACAGUUUUCCAAGUUUAAAGAAAAAUGAAGCAGUUUGAUUUUUCGUGUAGCCAGUGCUCUCCAAGCUUAGAAAAAACGUGUUUUAAACUAUAAUAUUUAGUACCUGCGGAAACUUUUGGCGGUCACUUUAAAUUUGGUGGAGAUCAUGGCUCAGCAAGCUGCAUAAAUGUUUAUUUGCCAUUUUCUAAUCUUUUUCCACGUUUAAUUUACAUUUUUCGGAUAUAAAUUUACUUUACAUUACACUUUGUUCCCAAAUUUUACAAUUUAUUUGCAACACCAUCUCUUUUUCAAACUAAACCAUCAAUCUCAUCGUUGUCUUCUUCAAUGUCUUAUUUGUUCCGUAACCAUGCUUGUUAUGUCUUCAUUAACUCAUUUUCCCUGAUUAGUGAUCUUUUUUGUAACAUGACUAAUUCCAGAUCCCUCGGUUUUUGUCGAAAUUUUUUGACUCAUCCCUCACCGUUCCUGAAUUUGAAAUUAGCUGAUCACACAGACAAUAGGUGAGGGUAUUCCUGCAGGGUCACGCACAAGGUAUAAAAAUAUAAAGUCCAAUAACGUUUUCGCUUCUUUUUAAGGGAGUAAAGAGGGAGGAGAUAAAGCGAGGAAAAAAGGAAAUCAAGUGGGAUAUGGGUGUUUUAAUAUUACUUUAACAAUGAGAGCACUUUUCCGACAAAAUUUUUUAAGACUUUUGAUUUCGUUUUUCCUCGUUAUCUGUAUAUUUUUCUUAAUUUUCUGUUAAUUUUUAUGGUUUUUUUCAGACUAACAUUAAAUGGUUUUUUUGUGCCAUUUUAGACUUUUGUUUGUAUUAUUUCUAAUAAUAAAAAAAAACGGUUGACUGCAUAUUUUACCCAAAUAUGUAUUACACAUGUAUUACACAUUUACAAUAUGUAUUAACGUUACAAUUGAUCUCCUUACGCCCUUUACAAUCUAAAAAACUCCUCUCCAAAUUUUUUUUCAGUAGUGAAAAUCCAAUUUUAUCUUUUUUGACAACUUUUGACCUUUUUUGGUCUCUAUUUUAUAAUAAUUUUAAUCUUCCACACUAUCAAAAAACGUGGAACACUUCCUGAAUUUCGAUAUCAAAAAUAUAAAUUUAUGUUGAUCUUGUUAUUAUUACUCAACAGAGUCAUGACUAUCAACGCAAAAUCAAGCCAAGUCCAAAGGAAUUAACCCGUCGGGAAAUUACAGUAACCCUUGGAUUUCUUAACACUGAUUUCUCAAAACAAAGAUGCUUUUCUUACAAAAUCUACUUAUCUGACUAGUAAAAAUAGGUUUUCUCUCUAAAUUUGAAUUUUUAUAUUGUUUUAGACACACUAAACUAAUGUUAUUCUAAAUUAAUAUUGUAAAUUAUAAUAUAAAAAUCGGACGUCUAGAGUAAUAUAAAUGUGUUUUCAACCUCUUCUGCAGAGUUAUUUCCGUUCUUUCUCCGCUACUCUUAUCAGUCCUGUCACCGUCGUAUUCAGUAAUUUUCUUUGUUGAACUUUAGAAAAAAGCCCUCAGGUCUUUGUCUCUUGAAACAAACAAAAAGAACUGAUAAUGAUAAAAAACAUUUGUGGGAGUUAUCGACCGCUUAUCGGCGGGUUGGGGGUUCAGAGGUUUAUUGCAUCACCGACCAGAGUAUUUAGGGUUUCGAUCGCAUUACUAAAGUUAUUUUGACUGUUUUUUGGACGUAUAGUGGAAUCUGGAAUGUAGGAUUGGGACGUGUUUAGGGUCUUUGAGGGGCUAGGAGUACUGUAGAGGACAUGGUGUGAUACUAGGAAUUUACUGAGUAGGGUAAAAUGCUAAAUUAAUAUUGGUACGUCAAAUGUAUUGCAAUAUAAUUAAAGGUCGGUAACUCCAAGCAUAUUUGCUAAACCUUCCUCAAAUUUUGCAUACAGGUUUUGAAUGGCUUUAUUAUUAAUAGAGAAAAACUUGAAAACCAUAUCCGUAAGCUACCCCGAGGUAUUCGUAAUCUUUCAGCUAUCUCAAGUACUACAAGAAAAGCUAAAAAAUAAUUUUUGAACUAAUCGAUUCAAAUAUUGCUAAGAAUGCAUUGGAAUUACCUGAUCCUCAUUUAGUCGAGGUUUCAUCAUGUCGACCAGCAAAUUUGGGGCAAUGAAUUUCUUUAUUGUUAGUCAUCCUUGGCCAUUCUAUGCGAUAAAACUGACCGCUUAUACAUACAUAUGUACAUAUAAAUAUAUUUACAACUCUAGUCAAGUAUUCGAUCCAAAAAACGUUUCCUUUUCUUACGCUUUGAGUCUAAAGAUGAUUAAGCUAUAAAUUAAGAGCAUAGGUCAAGUUGCUUGAUCUGUGGUACACACACCCAUUUAUGACCACAAACACGUGUAAAAUUGGUUUUAUCACUGAAAUGAAAUUAUGAUAAAUAAGAUUUCUGGCGGAAGAACAAAGGCUGCCCACCUAUUGACGUGGUCUGCGGGCGCCGACGUUGUUGGGAUCAAUAAUAAAACAGUAAAAAAGAUGACAUAAAAGUUGAUAGAUAAUACAUAUUACCACAUUCCAAAACCGUUUUCGCAACUCUUUUGACAUUUUCUUAGAACGUGAGCCAGUUUUUUUUGAAGAAUCAACAAAAUACCAAAAAACAGUCAUCAUGACAUAUUUUUUGACAUUUUCUCCGUUCGAAUCCGGUCAAAUAAUUUUUCAAACCAUAAAAGAAAAUAAUACAUCUUGUUCCCUCUUCCCAUAUUUACGUGACGUGUGGGUUGUACUAUGUACACACAAUUUUUAGUCGAUCACACCCCCUUAUAAAAAUUCUAUUAAUAUUUUGAGUUUAAAAAUUCAAAAGUUGUGUUAUGCCUGAUUCCAGAACCUUUAACCAUACAUUAUAUAUGACAGGACAUGCUGUCCACAAUUUUAUGAUCUUGGGAUUACUCACUGGUAAACUGGAUUAUUGACAGAUUAGGGGUCAAAAAAACAAAAGACUACAAAUUUAUGAUCCCCCUGAUUCUAACAGAUAAAAUAAAAAAAUGAAUUGAGGCCAAGUUUAAGUCACGGGUAAAAUUUGGAAUUUUUUUUAAAGGGCGGUCGUUUCUUUCCGCAAAAAAAAGUAUUUAUUUGAGGUCCCCUCUUGCCCCACCCAACAUUUUCCAGCCUUUCUGAAUAAAAAUAUCCUUUCGUCUCCUCAAAAUCACUGUGGGCCCUGAGGGUUUCCCCGUUUCCUUUAUUUUUCGCGCUUCCCUUGACCGUCUGGAUUAAAGACCCCGAGGAAACAAAAAUAUUUUGAUUGCGUGAGGGGUUAAACCGAUUAAUUACCCACAAAUUGUGAGCGGAAGAUGGAGUGAAAGCGAGGAGUAGAGGUGAUGGUAGAGCGGUUCCACCAAGGAUGUGACACAUUUUUUGGGAGAGCUGAUCUCCGGGCUCUGGGAAAAGGAUUAAUUUUGGAAUGGAUAAGAUACUCUGAAGGGGAGGAGAAGUGAUUUUAGGGUGAAAUAGACGUUGAUUGAUACGUUCGGACCUAUUUGAAGGCAUUAGGGCGGGCUUAGUGACAUUUUUACAUUAUACUAGGCAAGCUUCUGAAAUAUUCAGAUUAAUUUAAAGAUAGCUAGGUAUUCCAAAAAUUGCGAUUUUUUAGUCUUAUCAGAAAUUAAUUUUCUAUAAAUUUUGGAACUUGGUCUGUAGUUUCGACUCUAGUAUAACAUCCAAAACUAUGGCCAAGCAGUCUCUGUUUGCCCUGAACUCUCUUCUUCUAUUCAUCUAUUUAGUACGUAAAUCCGCCUACUUAUUAUUCCAACUACAAUCAAAAGUUUAUUGCCAAUCAAUUCUUCUCUCUAAACCGCGAUUACUUCCUGUAUUUUCAAUUUUCAAUAACUCCUUUGGUACAUACACUCUUCUUUUCAACCAUUUCCAGACACUUCAGCUCUCAGAAUCCAACCGUUUCUACAUUCUGAUGUAAACAUUUAUAAAAAGCAAUGUUCUUUUGUCAUUACUCUCGACUUAACGGCGGCGAGAGCGCGCGAGAUCCUUUUUUUGGGGACCAAAAAAUUCCUCAAAAUUCCUGCGUGACCGUUACGCGUGGGAAGCAAACAACCGUAAUAGACACGCAGGUCAGGGCGGAUGACUUGAGGAAAGUUGGGGGUUGUUUGAGUGUGGGGGGCGGCCCCAAACAACUUUUUUUGGGGAUGUAUUUGAUCAGGGCUGUUGUGCGGAGUGUAGUGAAGGUGUCUGAACUCCUUGUCUGUUAUGGAUCUAGCUGAUGUUUGGGUGGUUUGGCUGGUUGCACUGUGCGGCGAAGAAAUGUUUUGGUCGCAGACAUGCAUUGAGCAAAACAUUUUCACAUUUCCACGGGCUAUUGCUCUACUUAAUACGUUUAAAAACGCCGAAAAAUAUAAGUAUUAACGUCUGACUCUUGUUCUAUAAGAAACCUAAAUAUCUGCAUUUCGUGCACUGUGCGGCGAAAAAUAUGUUGGUCGCGGAUUGCACUGUGCAAAGUAUUAUAUUUACGACCUUUUCAAGGGUGAUGUGUUUCUAUUAUAUAACACCUUGGAAUCUCUAAUAUAACCCUCCGGCUUUCGUGCUUUUGGAAAUUUGAAUUUUUUUGUACUGUGCGGCGGAAAAUAUUUUGAUUGCUGACUGCACUGCGCAAUAGAUUUCUAGAUUCACAAAUCACUGCUCUCUCUCUCUAAUAUGCAGAUAGGCGUGUUUCAGGUCUUCAAACUCCAUUGUUUUCCUAAUUUCAAUAUUUAAUUUCCUUGCACUGUGCAGAAUUAAAAAAAACUUUUCCCGCACGGUGCAUGUGAUCUAUCUUCCAUUUCCGAUUGUCUCAUUACUUAUGAUGUCACUUAAUUUAACUCAAACCAUGGAUUAUAGGCUUAAAACUAAUAUAAGAUCGUGGGUUUAUUUGUUUUAUAUUUUCACUCACCUGUUUAUGUCAUCUACACCGUGCGAAUCAGAUUUUCGCGAUAUUCGUACAGUACUUACUCGAUUUUUGAUGACAAAUAAAUGAGUAUAAGUAGAGGGAGCUAAAACUGGGUGGCCAUUCAUUCCAUUUCUAGUCGUUUACGUGAAAUUGUUAUUAUAUUUUUAUUAUUUCGAACUUGCACGUGUCCAUUAUGCAAAAUUGAUAUAAGCCAAACAAAAGUUCAAAGGGCAUGGUGUCUGAUGGGAUCACAUAUUCAAAUCACCUUUCGCCAUAAUAUCCAUCAUUUCCGGACCAUGUUUUCAAUUUUUUGCUGACCUUUGGUUCUGAUGUAUAAAAGUCAUGUCUACCGUGCAGUCCUGCAUUAUUGCCCGACUAUUUUGCUAUCCUUUUGCCUUACAAUCAUCGAUUAAUUCCACCUUCACCUAACUCAAUAAAAAGGAGUCUCCUUUUUGACUGUAUUGUAAUUAAAGAUACCCUGAUCUCCCUUUUCUUAUCUGUUCCACAAAAUCCGAUCGCUCUUUGCAAUUUCCCUCAAGGUCGAUGAGUCCUUUUGAGGCUAUGUUUUAUCUGAAAAAGGGGAUUUCCCUCCAAUAAAUCCCUUUUAUUUUCGCUUUCACUUUCGCCUUCAGGUCUUCGUAUUUCCGAUUCAGUUCCAUCGACGAAUUAACUUUUGAUGCGUUUUGCUGAUAAUUGCCUCAGGGGUUACAGUACGGUGAGAAUUCGAGGGGAAUUAAUCCAGAGUAGGGAUAAAUGGGACCAGAGGUGGAGAGGGAGGGAGUUCAUUGGUCAUCUCAACCUUAUUAGCUUUAGGGUUUUUCUUCUUUUUCAUCGUCUUCCGCAGAGCACGAAGUCUACAUAAUUUUUGUAAAAAAAUUUAGCUUCUGUAACAAAGUUGUAUUAAGAUUUGCCCAAAAUUUUUUUUUGGUUUCUGAACUACCCACAAAUCAGUCCCUGAGAAUUUCAGUUCCGCCUUUUGCACAGCCGAAAUAUUGAAGGGGUUUUGCGAGAGAGCAUGCGAAUUGAAGAGAGUCGGCCGGACGAAAAGGAAUUCGCUUACAACUUUUUUGCUAGUGGAAAAUUUUUGAGUUUUGAUGGAAAAUUUGUACUCUCAAAACGGACCAUUAAAGCUUUUCAAAAAAAGUAAAAAAAAUUAUAAAUUGUCGACAACUUCAGGUCAGAAAAAUCGCUGGUGGUUUUAGUAAUUUUGAUAAUCACCAGCUAGGAAUUUUGGAUUUGUCGCAGAAAGUAAUUUUCUGUAUUUGAUGCGCAUCUUGUCCAAGUAUAUCGUCUUUGCCUUAUUUUACCUUCGUCUAAAAAAUACAAUUUCUAUCAAUCUUUGACCCAAAGAAAGAUAGGGUUUUUCUAAUUUUUACAAUAGUUGUAUGGGUCCAAUUUCCGUCAACCCACUGGUCUUACAGCCUUUUUCAUCGCUGAGAGCUUUUGUUUUCCCCAAAUACCAUCGUCGACCAUUCAUUUCACCCUAAAUGUCUGUCAUUUCUCCUGAAAAAUUCUUUUUAAUGACUGGCCAAUCUCCUCGAAAUAGCGGCCCAAAAGGCCAUUCUUUUUAUGCUCUUUUUAUUAUACAUUCUUGACGAAUAUGAUGAUUAUAACUUCUGAUUGGACAAUGAAUGCAACUUGUUUCGUUUCAGAUCGGAGCGUUGAUGACACGGUUAAAGUCGGCGAUUGUUUCGCCGGCCAACGAAAGGAGCAUGUCUCCGAAGCCGUAUGUUAACUUCACAGACGACGAGAAGGGUUAUUCGUUCGAUCGGAAUGGAAAUGUCACAGUACCUGCACCGAAAAGUAAGAGAUUUUGUGAAUUUCGCAAGAAAAAUUACAAAUUUCUUUGUAAGUAAAAAAAUUAUAAUUUCUGGACAAUUUCAGACACAAAAAUCUCGUUGUUCUUUACGCCAAGCAUGAGCUAUAAAUCUCGGAUGUGAAAAAAAAUAUUUAUAAAUUCUCAUAGGACUUUGAACACUUCAAAAAAGCGACCUAUUUUACCGUAACUUAACAAUGUUCAGCGCCAAAAACCGUAACAAUGGAGGAGCUAAAGCCCAAAUCGAAGAUCUUCCCCUCCACUCGCUUCUUCAUGGCCAUUUUGCUCUGCCUCUGCUUCAUUAGUCUGGCCGUUUCCACCUCCAAUAUCUCCGUCGCCAUGGUCUGUAUGACCCCAAGUAUGGCGGAAAACAAGGAGAAUGUGGAAACUGCGAUACAGCGGAUCAAAAGAUCGAUAAAUGAGACCGAUUUCAACGACCUGAUGGCGUCCACCUUUAAUGACACGGACGGAUAUCGGCAUGGGAACAGUAAUAUCAGCAAAUGCGCGCUGGCCAAGUUCCGGAAACGAGCGAUCGAUCUGAUGGUGGAGCAUGGGCAGCAUGUAAAUGACAGUGAAAUACGACUAUCCACUGUGAGCAUGGAGAGUUGCUCCAUGAAGAAGAUAAAUUGGACUUCUACGGAUCAAGGUGAGGGUUUUACUGCUUCAUUUACAAUUUAAAUGCCCUAACUCAGCACAACCAACAAUCAAGGAACAUAAAAUCUUCAACUAAUGACUUUUUAUUACUAUUUUAUACGAUUAAACAUGUCCGAAGACCUACUGUAAUAUAUAAUUUUAGGUAUGAUCUUUGCCGCACAAAAUAUUGGCUCCUUAUUUAUGCUAGUGACGGGGACUCAAGCCGACCGUCUGAAUGGCAAAUGGACAAUAGUAAUAUCGAUGUCACUCCUGAUCAUCUCGAAUGCGGCGCUUCCUUUUCUUUCGUAUCACAGUUUUAUUCUGGCCCUUUUGGCGAGAGUUUUGACCGGUCUAUCUGAUGCCCUGUUACAACCAAGUACUUCCUCAAUGAUUACUAGAUGGUUCCCCCCGAAAGAACGACCAUUUGCGAUUGGAUUGAUUACUGGAGGCAGGCAGAUCGGUGAGAUUUUCUUUUUUUAUUUUUGCACUCAAAAAUGAAAAAGAAAAGCCCGAUCAAAGAGAGAGAAAUUGAAGAGAGAGACAGCCGUGGUUUCAUGGUGUAGCGGUUAGCACUCAGGACUCUGAAUCCUGCGACCCGAGUUCGAAUCUCGGUGAGACCUAGUGACAUUUUUGCACGCUUUUUGUAUUCGUAGUAAUCUAGAUGUGGAUUAGGAUAUAACAAAAUUAUUUUAGAAUUUUUCAAUACCAGUUAUUAUUUUUUGCAGCCAAAAAUAAUCGAUUUUGAAUUUUUUUCGUAAACUUUUACGUAAAUUAAUAUUCCAGGCACCCUAAUGGUCCUUCCCGUGGCCGGUGCGCUUUGCGAACAACGCACAAUGUUCGGUGGAUGGCCUGCAAUUUUCUAUUUCAGUGCCAUUGUUGGCAGUGUAAUUACUGUUGCUUGGAUUUUACUCAGUGCCGACAAGCCGUCCAAACAUUUCUGUAUCAAAAACCGGGAAUGUAAUCACAUUGAGCAAAAGAUAAAAGAGGAGAAUCUGGGGAAAAGAAAGCAUCGGAAGAAGGCUCCUUGGGCCCAGAUCGUUCGUUGUGUCCCGCUUUAUGCGGGAGUGGCUGCUCUGGUUUGCCAUGAAUGGCCUUUGGUCAUCAUUUUGCAGGUAUAGGAAGGUCAAAAAAAAUAAAAAUAAUGUCUUUAUUUAGUUGUUGCCAAGGUACUUGUCGGAGGUGUUGAAGUUCGGAACGGCGAAGAACGGUCUUGUUUCUUCUUUGCCGAUCGGAGUUUUAUUUAUUUCGAAGACCCUCAGCUCCUCAUUAUCAAGUUAUUUGAGCUCCAAUCGACGUUGUAAGUAGUCCUCCUGAUUCAGCCCAAAUUUGUCUUGGGUUUCCUCUAAUAAUCCAACAUUUCAGCGCGUCAUUGCCGAACCAAGAUGACCAAAACUUUUAAUUUUGUGGCCUCGUUGGGGCUCGGCCUUUCAUUGGGCGCCGUCCCCUUUGUAAACGACACCUUCUUCCCCAUUGUUCUCCUCUGUGUGGCCAAUGCCUUUGCUGGUGAGUUUUUCUCUCAAAUCUUCGAUUCUUUUUUGUAUUAUCUGUCUAAACAAAUUUAUAUUACUUCAGGUCUUCACACUCCCGGUGUCCAAACCGCCCUUCUUCAGAUCGCCCCGGCUUACACGGGAAUUGUGACAGGCAUUGCGUUCGGUGUGGUAGCCAUCUUCUCGGUGUUCAACAAGCUCCUUUCCACCUACAUUACCUCCCAUGGAUCCGCAACCGAAUGGCAGAUCGUUUUUUGGAUGUCGGCGGUGAUUGCCGUCCUUCCCUGCUUCUUCUUCACCAUCUGGGGAUCGGCUGAACGUCAACCAUGGGCUUCAUCAAUCCGAAAGAAGUCCUCUGCCCUCAGGCACAAGGUCUCGAAUGCCUCGGCUAAACCCAAACUGGCUACAGUAACCGAAGGCAAGAUCUCGAAUAUGACCGGAGGCAUCGAUCGACCAUUCAAACCGGCUCCACUGGAUCUGACAAGAAUGGAGAGUAAUGAGAGCGAGGACGGAAGCGAUGAGGCCAUCGAGGAGGAGAACAUUGCCAGUGCUUUGAGAAUGAGAAUGUUCUUUAGCAAUGACGAUGACUUCAGUACGGAGGAGGAGACUCUCAGUCAUUCCAGUGCUAGUUCGGGUGAGGAAUGGAAUAAGGAGGAUUUGGAUGAGAAAGAGGGAAUCCAGAGGUUCUAA
Messenger RNA from Bursaphelenchus xylophilus (pine wood nematode), 20380 nucleotides. NCBI's taxonomy places the organism in Eukaryota, Metazoa, Nematoda, Chromadorea, Rhabditida, Aphelenchoididae. The record is from the annotation of a GenBank genome assembly.